GGCGGUUCCGAUGUCCCCACACCUCCCGUGCCCGUCCCCCUGGGCUGUCCCUGUGCCCCCAGGGCCGGUUCCCCGCUCGCCCCGGUGUCUGACUCCCGUUGCGGCAGGCGCGGGGCUGGAGGUGCGGAGCGCGGAGCUGCGGCGGCCGCUGCCGGGCUGGACCGAGGCGCUGCCCUCCGAGACCCAUCUGGUGCUGCGAGGCCCGGCGGUGGCCCGGGCCUGGCCGCGGGCGGCGGCUCUGCGAGGGGCGACGGAGCCGCCGGCCUGGAGCCGGGACCUGCCGCCGGAGACACAGGCACCAGGAUCCGCCGCCUCACCGCUGCCGCUGCUGCCCGGAGGCUUCGCCGCGCCGCGGCCUCCCUUCUUCACCCCGCUGCCCGGGGAGGUGCGGGCCCGGCGACUCGUCCUGGGCCACGAACAUGUCCUGAUGCUGGGAGAAGCCGGGGAGGUCUACACGUGGGGGGGCGGCAGGCACGGGCAGCUUGGCCAUGGCACCCUGGAGUCGGAGCAGCAGCCACGAGUGGUGGAGGCGUUGGGCGGUGUGCCCAUGACAGCAGUGGCAGCUGGCGGGUGGCACUCGGCCAGCAUCAGUGAGGCAGGAGAUCUCUACCUGUGGGGCUGGAACGAGUCCGGGCAGCUGGCUCUGCCCUGCAAAGCACUGGCAGAGGAGCAGGCACAGGCCCAGGACGCAGGUGAGGGGGCACCGUGCCAGGAGCGGCCGGGGGCCGAGGCUGCUGCCUUCAUCUCCAUCCAGGCCCUGCCGGCGCUGCUGGACCUGCCCCGGCAGCCGCAGGUCAGCAGGGUCAGCUGUGGCUCCCGGCACACAGCUGCUGUCACACGAGGGGGUGAGCUCUACACCUGGGGCUGGGGCAAGUACGGGCAGCUGGGACACGGGGACAGUGCCAGCUCCGACCAGCCGCGUCCUGUCAGGUACCUGGCAGCCCAGGGGCUGCGGGCACAGGAGGUGGUGUGCGGGCCCUGGACCACCUACGUCUGCGUGCUGGAGGCAUGAGGAGGAGAGGGGCAGGCUCUGCUCCUGCACCCCUGCUGGCAGGACCCUGGCCCCUCUCUGCACCCAGGGAUGGGGCAGGCAGCCCCUGCGGAUGAACUGGUCCAGUCUAGCACCUCGUGGUGAGCAGGGCUGGCAGC
This is a messenger RNA of Dryobates pubescens (Downy woodpecker), 1149 nucleotides long. It is a transcript of the gene RCCD1, whose product is annotated as RCC1 domain containing 1. The record is from RefSeq and is a predicted model, not a curated record. Lineage: Eukaryota; Metazoa; Chordata; Aves; Piciformes; Picidae. The transcript has 6 exons. Bases 11 to 1012 code for a protein of 333 amino acids.